Molecule: messenger RNA, 1344 nt
Organism: Passer domesticus (house sparrow)
Lineage: Eukaryota; Metazoa; Chordata; Aves; Passeriformes; Passeridae
Gene: TRIM54
Product: tripartite motif containing 54
Exons: 10
Coding region: 1-1143 (380 amino acids)
Biological process (GO): protein ubiquitination
Cellular component (GO): cytoplasm
Molecular function (GO): ubiquitin protein ligase activity; zinc ion binding
Source: RefSeq, a predicted model, not a curated record
AUGAACUUCGCGGUAGGGCUGAAGCCGCUCCUGGCGGAGGCGCGGAGCAUGGAGAGCCUGGAGAAGCAGCUCAUCUGCCCCAUCUGCCUGGAGAUGUUCUCCAAGCCCGUGGUCAUCCUGCCCUGCCAGCACAACCUCUGCCGCAAGUGCGCCAACGACGUCUUCCAGGCCUCCAACCCGCUGUGGCAGUCGCGGGGCUCCAGCGCGGUGCCGUCGGGCGGGCGGUUCCGGUGCCCGUCCUGCCGGCACGAGGUGGUGCUGGACCGGCACGGGGUGUACGGACUGCAGCGGAACCUGCUCGUGGAGAACAUCAUCGACAUCUACAAGCAGGAGUCGGCCCGACCCCUUCAUGCCAAGGCUGAGCAGCACCUCAUGUGCGAGGAGCACGAGGACGAGCGGAUCAACAUCUACUGCCUGCGCUGCGAGGCGCCCACCUGCUCCCUGUGCAAGGUGUUCGGGGCGCACAAGGACUGCGAGGUGGCCCCGCUGCCGGCCGUCUACCAGCGCCAGAAGAGCGAGCUCAGCGAUGGCAUCGCCAUGCUGGUGGCGGGGAACGACCGCAUCCAGGCCAUCAUCACGCAGAUGGAGGAGAUCUGCCACACCAUCGAGGAGAACGGGCGGCGGCAGAAGCAGCACCUGGGGCUGCGGUUCGACGCGCUCUACGGCAUCCUGGAGGAGCGCAAGAAGGAGCUGCUGCAGAGCAUCGCGGCCGAGCAGGAGGCCAAGCUGCAGCGCGUCCGCGGGCUCAUCCGCCAGUACGGAGACCACCUGGAGGCCUCCUCCAAACUGGUGGAGUCUGCCAUCCAGGCCAUGGAGGAGCCCCAGAUGGCCCUGUACCUGCAGCACUCCAAGGAACUCCUGAAAAAGAUCACAGACAUGUCCAAGGCAUCCAUGAGCAGCCGCCCUGAGCCUGGCUACGAGAACAUGGACCACUUCUCCAUCAACGUGGACUACGUGGCUGAGAUGCUGAGGACCAUCGAGUUCCAGACAGAGCCACUGGGCGAGGAUGAGGGGGAUGGAGCUGGGGAAGGCAGCGAGGCCGCAGCGGACGAGGACCGGCUGGACAGCCUGGAGGUGCCCGAAGCUGCUGAAGAUGUGGGGCCGAGGCAGAAGCCAGCGAGCUCUCCCCAUGGUCAGCACUGAAGUGAAACCGUGGGGUAAGGCUGGAUGCUCUCAGCUCUGCCUGUCCCUGUCACCCUGCCCUGGCUGUGGCCAUCCCCGGCACUCCCAGGCGAGCUCCAUCCCUGCUGCUGGAAUUCCCCCGAUGGGCGCUGCCCCUCUCCAGCACUAAAAGUGUGUGAGGACACGUUCUCCCUCUCCGACAUUAAAAGAAGUGUGUGAGGA